AUGAGGCGAGGCAUCUCCAGGAGGGCCAUCUCGGCUCUCUCCGUCGAUCUUCCUCUCUCUCCAUGCCCAUCAUCUCAUCCCCCACCAAAUCCCACCAUCACCACCUACCCCUUUCUCUCCCUCCUCGAGAAAUCCUCCACAGUAAAAGAAGUGAAGCAACUGCACGCCCAUGCUAUCGUCUUGGGCCUCGUCCGCUAUACCUAUGUCACCAGCCGAAUCCUCGCCAUCUACGCCCUCCACGCCAACCCCGACAUCCACUCUGCCCUCCUGGUCUUCCACCGGAUCCCCGAGCCCACCAUCUUCAACUGGAACACCGUGAUCAAGGGUUACUGCAGAACCCCCUACCCCGAGAAGGGUCUCCUUUUCUACUCCCACAUGAGACGCCGAGGGCUCCCUCCCAACAUGCAUACCUUCCCCUUUGCCAUCAAGGCUUGCCCUCGCCUCUCGUCUCUGUCCCAAAUCCACGGGCAGAUUGUCAAAUUCGGGUUCGACCUCGACGUCUUUGUGACGAGCUCUCUAAUCAGAUGUUACUCGCAUCUGGGUGGCCUGGACUUCGCUUCUCAGGUGUUCGACGAAAGCUCUAACAGAAACAUCGUGUGCUGGACCAGUCUUAUUAGCGCGCAUUGUGCUCAUGGUCUGGUGGAUAGAGCGAGGGAAUUCUUUGAUCGGAUGGCCGAAAGGAAUGAUGUUUCCUGGAGUGCAAUGAUAACGGGUUAUGUGCAGAAUGAACGUCCGGAAGAGGCGAUUGAAUUGUUUCGCGAAUUGAAGGGUGGUGGGAGCGUAAAGCUCAACGACUCUUUGCUCGUCAGUGUUCUGAAUGCGUGUGCUGGUUUGGGCGCUUUGGAGGAGGGUAGAUGGAUCCAUGAUUACAUUGAUAGGAGAGAGACACAGUAUGGACUCGAGCUAGGGACUGCCCUCUUAGAUUUCUAUUCAAAAUGUGGCUUUAUAGAGAGUGCGAGGGAGGUGUUCUGCAAGAUGGGUCGCAAAGAUGUGACGGCUUGGAGUGCAAUGGUCAUGGGUCUGGCUCUCAAUGGGCUGAGCCAUUCAGCCAUCGAGACUUUCUCAGAGAUGUUGAGGUGUAAGGUUGUGCCAAAUGCCAUCACCUUUGUUGGGGUGCUGACUGCUUGCAAUCAUGGCGGUUUGGUAGAUGAAGGAUGGGCUUAUUUUGAGGACAUGAGCAGGGUUUAUGGUGUGUCUCCCACGAUCGAGCAUUACGGAUGUGUCGUCGAUCUCUUAAGCCGUGCCGGGAGGACUGCUGUGGCCGAAAGCUUGAUCCAGUGCAUGCCAAUGGAGCCCGACGGGGUCAUAUGGGGGGCUCUGCUCAACGGUUGUCUGAUGCAUGGACAUGCUGAGCUAGGGGGGAGAGUCGGUAGGCAUGUGAUCGAGUUGGAGCCACACCAUUGUGGGAGGUAUGUGGGUCUCGCCAAUGUAUAUGCUUCAAUGGGAAGGUGGGAGGGUGUUGUGAAGGUAAGACGGGCGAUGAGGGAUAGGGGAGUGAAAACUACUCCGGGUUGGAGUCUGAUUGAGAUAAAUGGAGUUGGCCAUAGGUUUAUAGCUGAUGACAAUGGCCAUCCCCAACAAGAAGAGGUAUACGGGAUGUUGGGUGAUGUCAUUAUGGAAUUGAUAUCACCAGGCAAUGGGGCUAUCAUAAUUGACGUAUAA
This is a messenger RNA of Elaeis guineensis (African oil palm), 1662 nucleotides long. The record is from RefSeq and is a predicted model, not a curated record. Lineage: Eukaryota; Viridiplantae; Streptophyta; Magnoliopsida; Arecales; Arecaceae.